CUUUCACUUGUGCACAAGUUGCCGGCUGCUGUGGGGACUCAUUAGCCGGAAGCACUGUUCCCACGUGUGUGGCAGUAGUUACAGGAAGAUGGAGAAUGUAACAGAAGGGACAUGGGACUCUUUACCGGAGAAGCUGAAUGAUAAGAUCCGUGAGACCCUGAGGGAGCUGGGCUUCUCCCACAUGACUCCGGUGCAGGCUGCAACAAUCCCGCUAUUUAUGAACAACAAAGACAUAGCUGCAGAAGCCAUAACUGGAAGUGGGAAGACUCUGGCCUUUGUGAUCCCACUGCUAGAAAUCCUUCUGAGGAGGGAAGGGAAACUGAAGAAGCAGCAGAUUGGUGCAAUCAUUAUCACUCCAACUCGGGAACUUGCGAUACAGAUUGAUGAGGUGCUUUCUUGCUUCACCAAGCAUUUCCCUCAGUUCUGUCAGAUCCUUCUUAUUGGUGGAAGUAACCCUGUUGAAGAUGUGAAGAAAUUUAAAGAACAUGGUGGAAACAUUAUUGUGGCUACUCCCGGAAGGUUGGAAGAUAUGUUUCGGAGACAGGCAGAUGGGCUGGAUUUGGUCAGUGCUGUAAAAACCCUGGAUGUUCUUAUUUUGGAUGAAGCAGACCGACUUCUGGAUUUGGGGUUUGAAGCAAGCAUAAACACCAUAUUGGGAUUUCUGCCCAAGCAAAGGAGGACUGGACUAUUUUCUGCCACCCAGACUCAGGAAGUUGAGAAUCUAGUGCGAGCUGGGCUUCGGAAUCCUGUGCGUAUCGCUGUAAAGGAAAAAGGAGUGGCAGCCACUAACACCCAGAAAACACCAACACGUCUUCAGAAUUAUUACAUGAUUUGUAAAGCAAAUGAAAAAUUCAACUACCUUGUUAGUUUCCUGCGCCAACGGAAGCAAGAGAAGCAUCUCGUGUUUUUCAGCACCUGUGCCUGUGUGGAGUACUAUGGGAAAGCAUUAGAAAGUUUUGUGAAGAACGUCAAAGUAAUGAGCAUUCAUGGGAAAAUGAAACACAAGCGUAACAGGAUUUUCACAGAAUAUAGGAAGCUUGAAAGUGGUAUUUUGGUCUGUACAGAUGUGAUGGCAAGAGGCAUUGACAUACCAGAAGUGAACUGGGUUGUGCAGUAUGACCCUCCUAGCAGUGCUAGUGCAUUUGUUCAUCGGUGUGGUCGGACAGCAAGAAUUGGUAAUCAUGGCAAUGCACUUGUAUUUUUGCUUCCUAUGGAAGAAUCAUAUGUUAACUUUCUGUCAAUAAACCAAAAGUGCCCUUUGCAAGAAAUGGCAGACUUCAAAUGCACAGUGGAUCAUUUGCCAAAAUUACGAUCUAUGGCACAAAAUGACAGGGCAAUAUUUGAGAAAGGCAUGAAAGCUUUUGUGUCUUUUGUGCAAGCUUAUGCCAAACAUGAAUGCAACCUCAUUUUCCGAGUCAAAGAUUUGGACUUUUCUACUCUUGCCCAUGGCUUUGCUUUGCUAAGGAUGCCCCGAAUGCCGGAACUGAGAGGGAAGGAUUUUUCAGACUUUGUUUCCACUACCAUUGAUACAGAUUCUAUUCCUUACAAAGAUAAAAACAGAGAAAAGCAAAGACAGAAAAUGUUGCUGGAGAAAAAAGAGAAACAAGGAGAAAUCAGGAAAAGCUUUGCUAAAAAUAAGGCCUGGUCAAAGCAGAAAAGUAAGAAAGAAAAGAAGAAAAAGGUGGCUCUGAAAAGAAAACAUGAAAAGGGCUCAGACUUGGAUGAUGAAGAUGUGAAUGAGCUGCUACGUGAUACCAGGCUGUUGAAAAAGCUGAAAAAGGGUAAAAUCACGGAGGAAGAAUUUGAGACACAGUUGACAGCUGUUGGAAGAUCUGCGGGUGGAUCAGAUGUAUCAGACUGAUCACGACAUCUGGCUCUUUCUUUUGUAAAGAAAACCAAACCUAUUCAAAAAUGCCCAAAACGUGAAUUUUAUAUUUCAAAGAGAAAAAAGGAUCAGUCAAAAAUGUUUUUUAAGUGCUUAAAAUGGAGGCUGGUGGACUGGUAUAUAGAUAUAUAUAUAAAAUUUUCGGUGGCCUUCCAGCACUUUUUUAGUUCAUUAUUUAUUGCAAAUAAAUUGGGCAGUAUGGAUUCGAUGCUCUGUGUACAUGUUUUAUCACACAUAAUUGUUCCAAUAAACAUAAAGUGUAC
Molecule: messenger RNA, 2148 nt
Organism: Hyla sarda
Lineage: Eukaryota; Metazoa; Chordata; Amphibia; Anura; Hylidae
Gene: DDX55
Product: DEAD-box helicase 55
Exons: 14
Coding region: 89-1861 (590 amino acids)
Cellular component (GO): nucleolus
Molecular function (GO): ATP binding; nucleic acid binding
Source: RefSeq, a predicted model, not a curated record